AUGGGGAAAAGGAAAAGAUCGCCAGCUGAUCGCUCGCCGGGCUGUUCUCGAAACAGAUCUCGGUCUCGGCAUGGGCAUUCUCCUCAUAAGAACCGCCAUUUUGUUUCUCCUUCUCGAUCUCGAUCUCGGAUUUCCGAAGGUUCUAGAGAAUCGAAGUCUAGACGCUCUCAGGGCUCUUAUGCCUCUUAUUCUUACAAUGGAAAUCGAGGAAGAGAUUCCUAUGUUGUUAAAGAGCUCGAGUUACUCAAAAAGAGACUCGAUCGCUAUGAGGGUUCAACUUCAGCUCGACUCAGUUCAACUUGCCGAAGUAGCCGAUCUGAGUCUACGACCAGAUCAAGACCUCGACACUCACCUCGUAGCCCUCCUGUGCCCUUGGAAAGGGAAACAGGAGAAGAUCAGGAAAACCUGAUAGACCUAGCGAAUUUGCAAGGAUCACCCAGGUCACCAGAGGCGUUAGUUCUUACAGAGGACGUUAAUUUGGACGACGACAUUCUAAAAGCCUUGGGGGAGCAGAAAAACGUCAAUAAACAUGGGUAUGAGGCUCAUGUUGUGUUAAAAAAGCGAUGGGAGGAAAUUCUAAGUGGUGGACUUGGUAAGGAGGAGCGGGAAGCCUUGAAGGAAAAAUACCCAAUCCCAAAUAAUAUUCCAACCUUAAUGUCACCAGCUAUUAAUCUUGAAAUAAAGAAAGCAGUCCCAUCAAUUACAAUUAAAAAGGACAAAUUCCUCGAGAUAACUCAAGCCAUGCUGGGCCAUGGCAUUUCGGCCAUAGGUAAGGGCCUUUCAAGUCUUUUGACUGACAGUAAUAGCCUGGAUGCAAAAAACCAGCUAAUCUCUCGGUUGAGCGAUGGAGCAAAACUCUUAACUGAUGUUCACCAUAAUUUGUCUCUAAAUAGAAGACAAUUAGUAACGAGCUCACUAAAUACCUCUAUCAAAGAGGUUAUUCAGGGAACUCCAGUCGAUGACCUAUUAUUCGGCCAAAACUUAGCUGAAAAAAUAAAAGCUGCAAAGGAAGUUGAAAGGUCAGUUUUUAAAUUAAAAGAGCCUUCAAAGGUUAUACCCAGCGCCGGACGGGCAAUCACCGAUCGAAUUACCAACCUCGAUCCCGUCACCAGCAGUAUUACCAGAAAAAACAGGAACCCCAGCAAAAAUUCAGGAAAUAGAGGAUUGUCCAUCGAAAUUAUGGAUAUAAUGAAACCCUUUUACCAUUCCUCCGAUGGUCGUUUGGAUUUGGCUGACCCCAAAGACUACUACUGCCAUCAAAACAGACCGUAUUCUCCACAUUUGUACCAAAGACCCACUUUCAACCAUCAACCAGGCUUCAUAAAAGUUGAAGAUGUUAUCAGUAUGACCCCAGAUUUAUAUGACAAUAAUACAUAUGAUUCGUUUAUGACAACUUCGUCGUUGUUGUCAGAAGAUCGGAUAAGUUAUGGUAAUUUUAAUUUUUUUACAUUGAAACGAGAUACUAAUGAUGAAGAUAGUAACAACAAAACGAAAGACAAAGAUAAUAAUAAUAAGAAAUCUGCUGGAAAGAAGAGAAAAAAGUCGGUGAGAGAUAGGCCGUCAUCGCCAACCAUUGUAAAAAGAAGAAGACUAGCCGCUAAUGCCAGAGAGAGGCGAAGAAUGAAUGGGCAAAGAGAGACUUUGUUGAUUGUGAUUUACUUAGAGAAGUCGUUUGAUUAUACCUACUCGUCCACUAAUGAUGGAGGUAUAAGAUGUCCGUCACCCCGAAUAUCGUCACCAGAAAGCCAUCACGCGCUGAACAGUCCGUUCUCAACCGUUUCCGAUCCUGGCAUGUCUUCGCAACCCUACACACCAAACUACUACCCGAAAACGCCUCAGUCGUGGGGCAGUCACGAAUUCUACGGCGAAAACAACAACAUCUACAACAAAUACGACAAAUACAACUAUUCCUCUCGUUCGAACGCUUCAUCGUACAAAACCCACAACAAUAAUCAGCAAGAGGAUUUUUACAAGACCAACUACAAUAAGAAAGAUCAGCAGAGCAAGAAUAAGCCGCCAAGUGCUCCAGUCGGGCUGGAGGUGAUGAAAAAGAGGCGAUUGGCGGCUAAUGCGAGAGAACGGAGAAGGAUGAAUAGUUUGAACGAUGCUUUUGAUCGGUUACGCGAUCAUGUUCCUAGUUUAGGGAAUGAUAGGAAGUUGAGCAAGUUUGAAACGUUGCAGAUGGCUCAGCAAUAUAUCGCGGCAUUACAUGAACUGUUGCAAAGAGAUUGA
Ceutorhynchus assimilis (cabbage seed weevil) is the source of this 2232-nucleotide messenger RNA. NCBI's taxonomy places the organism in Eukaryota, Metazoa, Arthropoda, Insecta, Coleoptera, Curculionidae. The record is from the annotation of a GenBank genome assembly.